This is a messenger RNA of Penicillium mononematosum, 987 nucleotides long. RefSeq names its product arylamine N-acetyltransferase family protein. The record is from RefSeq and is a predicted model, not a curated record. Lineage: Eukaryota; Fungi; Ascomycota; Eurotiomycetes; Eurotiales; Aspergillaceae. Gene Ontology annotation, molecular function: acetyltransferase activity. The coding region runs from base 1 to 987 and encodes 328 amino acids. The transcript is spliced from 2 exons.
AUGUGCCCUGAUAUUGAUUGGUCUUUUCGUCCAACAUAUUCGCCAGAUCAACUGAACCACUAUUUCGAUCGGAUCAAUUUCCCUCAGAAGUAUCGGGAGUCGCCUAUAGUUAAGAACGGCGCAACUAUCAACAACCAAGUCGCCUUAUCUUUCUUGGAGGUAUUACAGCGGUACCAGCUAGCAGCUGUGCCCUUCGAGAACCUUGGUCUCCAUUACUCGGCGCACCGCAAUAUAUCCAUAGAUGCCCAGAGCAUUUUCGAGAAAACCGUGGACGGCAACUCCGAUCGGGGCGGCUACUGCAUGGAGAACAAUACCCUGUUCGGGACCGUCUUGCGCAGUUUGGGAUACAAUACCACUUCAGUCGGAGGUCGGGUCAAUGAAGCCGUGCAGCCUAUGUCAGCGUCGAAGGACUGGAAAGGCCCUAAAUACCAAGGAUGGAACCAUAUGAUCAAUAUUGUUGCCAUCGGCGAACAGAAAUACCUCAUAGAUGUGGGUUUCGGCUCCAACGGUCCGCACCGGCCCAUUCCAUUGGUCCAUGGUUUCGGGUUCUACAACGUCGGCGAACAGUCCGGGCGGCUUCUCUACGAACCGAUCACUCAACAAACGCAUAGGGGCGAGCCUCUUUGGCAAUACGAGAUCAAUCACGGGAACGGGGCAUGGAUACCCGCCUACUGCUUCACUGAGGUCGAGUUCCUUCCUGAAGAUUUCACAAUCAUCAACUACUACAUGAGUCGAAGCAGGGAGAGCUGGUUUACUUUCCACGUCGUGUGCGUACGGAUGCUCCUGGACGAGAAGGGCGAAGCCAUUGUUGGCGAUCUGACGCUGUUCAAUAAUACGCUGAAACGGCGUAUUGGAGCAACAUCCGAGGUGUUGCAAUGCUUUGCCUCCGAGGGGGAGCGUGUGAUGGCCCUACAGAAACAUUUUAAUAUACAUCUCUCCGGGGUGGAUCUCGCCAGUAUCCGCCAUACUGUCUCUGAGAUUCUGUAG